Patiria miniata (bat star) is the source of this 3144-nucleotide messenger RNA. RefSeq names its product annexin A5-like. The transcript is spliced from 15 exons. Gene Ontology annotation, cellular component: cytoplasm. The coding region runs from base 185 to 1858 and encodes 557 amino acids. Lineage: Eukaryota; Metazoa; Echinodermata; Asteroidea; Valvatida; Asterinidae. Gene Ontology annotation, molecular function: calcium ion binding; calcium-dependent phospholipid binding. The record is from RefSeq and is a predicted model, not a curated record.
UGUAAUACAUGUUUUUUUUAACUGAUCCCAAUAAAAACUCGACAAAGUUAGCGUUUCGUUUUCAGUUUGAUAUUGGAACUCAAGCUGACCGGUUGUCGAAAGCACCACACGAGUAUUCAUCAUCGUGCGCAGUUAAAAGCCGUCGGGAAAUAAGUGUUAAAAAGAACUACAAACGACAGACAAGAUGAGCUACGGUGGUUACCCACCAGCACCAGGUGGCUACCCACCAGCCCAAGGGGGUUACCCACCCGCCCCAGGGGGUGGGGGCUACCCCCCUGCACCAGGCGGUGGAGGUUACCCACCAGCUGCACCAGGGGGCGGGGGUUACCCAGGGGGUGGUGGAUACCCAUCUGUGCCGGGCGGUGGGGGUUACCCACCUGCACCUGCCCCAGGGGCCGGGGGUUAUCCACCAGCUCCCGGGGGUUAUCCGCCUGCACCAGGAGGUGGGGGGUACCCACCAGCCCCUGGGGGUGGGGGUUACCCGCCAGCACCUGCCCCAGGGGGUUAUCCACCGGCCAUGCCACAGCCUGGGUAUCCACCAGCGCCACAGCCAGCAGGGUAUCCAACUGGUGCACCAGUUAGCAUGCCAUCUGCGGACUAUGGUGCCUCCGUGGGCUCUGCUGGGCUUCCUUACAACCCAAACCCUACCAGCAGUAUGGGCUUUGCUGGUGCAGCAUACGCUGCCACAGCCUUUCGGCCGCCCUCUGCCUCAGCCUUCCGGCAGCCCGCUGCCCCAGCCCCUGGGGGUCCGCCCAUGCCUACGCCUCAGUACACUCCUACGCCUCAAUACAAUCCACCCCCUGCUCAAAGAGCCCCCGCCCCUCAGUCAGCUCCUGGUGCACAAGCACCCAUAGUACCAACUCAACAAUUGGCCAGUAUGUCCAUGGCACCCAAAGCAGUCAAGAGGGGAACAGGAACCGUGAAGGAGAAAUCCAACUUUGAUGGUCACAAGGAAGCCGAGAUCCUCAGGAAGGCUAUGAAGGGAAUAGGUACUGAUGAGAAAGCUAUCAUUGGCGUGGUAACUGCAUGUUCAAAUGCUCAGCGACAAAGACUCCUGAUUGACUACAAAACGAUGUACGGAAAGGAUUUGGUCAAGAAUUUAAAGAGUGAGCUCAAGAGUAAACUGGAGGAGGUCGUCUUGGAUCUGAUGAUGACGCCGGCGUUGUUUGAUGCUCACCAGCUCAGGAAAGCCAUGAAGGGCCUUGGAACGGAUGAAGCUGUCCUCAUAGAGAUCCUGUGCACAAGAACAAACCAGGAGAUAGUUACCAUCAAGGAGGCAUACAAGAAAGAAUUCUCCAGAAACCUUGAGAAGGAUGUGAUUUCAGAAACGUCUGGCCACUUCCAGCGGCUGCUGGUGUCCAUGACUCAAGGAGCGCGACGUGAAGACCCGACGGUGGACCAGGCAAAGGCCAAGGCAGAUGCUAAGGCUCUCUGGGAUGCCGGGGAGAAGAAGUGGGGAACGGACGAGUCUCAGUUCAACGUGAUCUUAGCAUCGCGUAGUUUCCCUCAGCUGCGAGCCACCUUUGAGGAGUACAGCAAGCUGGGCAAAUACUCCAUUGAGCAGUCCAUCAAGAGGGAGAUGUCUGGAGAUCUGGAGAAAGGAAUGCUUACCAUCGUUGACUGUGUGCGUAACACACCGAAGUACUUUUCCGAUAAGCUGUAUAAAUCAAUGAAGGGCCUUGGCACAGAUGAUGACACACUGAUACGGAUCAUCGUGUCUCGCUGCGAGAUUGACAUGGUUGAAAUCAAGCAGGAAUUCCACAGGGAUCACAAGCAGACGCUCGGCAAAUUCAUUGCUGGAGACACAUCUGGCGACUACAAGAAGAUUCUAUUAGAGCUGGUUGGCGGGGAAUCGUAAAGGCACCAGACUAUUUUCUCCAUAGGUAAUUGAAGAGCUUUACAUCUAUAUGUCUGUGUUCACUUGUGUUUGCCUCAUGUUCCAGAUAUUUCAAUGUAAUGUUUUCAUUAUUAUAAUCUUUUUCUGAUAUGAAUAUAAACACUAUAAUAUGUUAAGCUGUACGAUGUGCAUUUGUUUGUGUGUUUGAUGUAGUUGAUGCUUCUCACUUUGAAAGCAUAAGGUGUAAUCUAAGCCAGAAUUUCUGUGUUAACUAUUAUGAGUUUGUCUAGGAACAGGCACAUAUGUUUCCAUAAGCUUUUGUGAAAUUUGAUUAUUUUCCCGGCCAGUAAGGCAAACAAUUAGGUGUUGUUACUGCAAUAUUACUAAAUACAUUUUGGUAUUUUCUUAUUUCUGUUGUCCCUGUUUUUAGAUAUACUGAGGGAAGUUUAAUUUGUGUAUUUUAUUCUGUUUGUGUUGUUGCUGCUUGUAGAUAUACAGGGCGUCUAAAGAAAAUGUAGCAGUCAAUCAUUAAAUGAAAGGACUUGAAUUCUAAGUUGGGCCACUUGGUAUCCAAUGAAAGGCAUUCACAUACCAAGAAGGUGAAGAAAGUGGCCCAAGCAGAUGUUGACAGGCUUUACAAGGUUUAACGUAACUUUUAAACAAAAGGUCCAAAUCACACAGAAGAAAAUCCUGUCGAGGGUAAAGAAAUACUCUAUCAGCUCAUGGUCAAUUUUUCACCAAAAAAAACCAAAACGAUAUAUUUUCCUGAGAAAAAAAUGUUGUUUGACUGCUACAUUUCUUUUCAGUCACCCAGUACUGAGGGAAGGUUAAUUUCUUUCGCAGCUUAUAGGGUAAACAAACAUACAUUUCAUGUAUAAUCCUUUAUUUUCAUUUUUAUUUUUCAGUUAAGAUUGGUGAUGUACAUUGGUUUGUGUUUAUGCCUUGAAGAAGUGUUUAACUUGGAUUGAGUAGUUGCUUUAAAAGUCUCGUUGCUAGUAAUCGGUUUUAUCAUUUUUAUAAAAGCAAUCAAAGAGGUUUAUGAAUGAUAAAAAUGGCCAGAAUAUUACAUGGGCAUGUAUCUGUACAAAAUCUGGUUAUUGUUUUUUUAUGGUAUUUUGUAUGUGUUUAAUAUUUCUUGGUUCUUACUUUGACCCUAACUCCUUAGGCAUUUUUGCUAGGAUGCAUCCUCAAUCCUGCAAAAUCCUCCAACUGUCUCCGUGUAAAAAUUGCAUACAGCCUUAAUCCUGCAAAAUCACCCGUUAUUUCUUAGUUCCUUGGAGGGUGACAACUGCCUCAAUUCUGCAAAA